ACCAGACAGCCUAAUUCCCGGGUUUGAACCACUUGCUAGCAAAGCUCCAAUGGCGUCCCAAAUUGAGAGCCACCGCUCCGGCGCAGAGGUUGUCACCGGAGACGCCAUCUGCAGGAAGAAGUCCGUCGAGCUACUGGAAGAGCUCGGCCUCCCUAAGGGCCUCCUGCCAAUGGAGGACAUCCAGGAGUUUGGGUACAACCGUGCCACGGGGUUCAUUUGGCUGGUGCAGGGGAAGAAGAAGGUUGAGCACACCUUCAAGAAGAUCAAGCAGACCGUGUCCUACGCCACUGAGGUAACGGCAUUUGCUGAGAAGGGCAAGCUGCGGAAGAUCACUGGUGUCAAAACCAAGGAGCUGAUGCUCUGGCUCAGCGUUGUUGAUGUCUAUGUUCCUGAGGCCUCGCCUGAGAAGGUCACCUUCAAGACCGGCACUGGCCUCUCUGAUAGCUUUGACGCCACAGCCUUUGCGCUUGGGGAGUAAAUAUGGAGUCAGUUGGAUCAACCAGAAAUUAUGCAAUAUUUGUCUUUCUUCCUUUUGUGUUGCAAAGACGCAUGUAUAAGUAUGUUCCUACUGUUGCCCGUGUGAGUUUGUAUCUUGAAGUUUUCUUGCAAAAUGA
Panicum hallii is the source of this 614-nucleotide messenger RNA. RefSeq lists its product as uncharacterized. Bases 50 to 478 code for a protein of 142 amino acids. The record is from RefSeq and is a predicted model, not a curated record. NCBI's taxonomy places the organism in Eukaryota, Viridiplantae, Streptophyta, Magnoliopsida, Poales, Poaceae. The transcript has a single exon.